Messenger RNA from Suillus paluster, 189 nucleotides. RefSeq lists its product as uncharacterized. The transcript has a single exon. NCBI's taxonomy places the organism in Eukaryota, Fungi, Basidiomycota, Agaricomycetes, Boletales, Suillaceae. Gene Ontology annotation, molecular function: nucleic acid binding; ATP binding. The record is from RefSeq and is a predicted model, not a curated record. The annotation marks the transcript as partial.
CCUUGCCUCUGGCAAAUCGAAGUUGUACACAUAAUCUUGAGAGGUGACAAGGAUGUCAUUUCGAUUGCUGCGACUGGUUCUGGCAAGACACUAACUUUCUGGAUGCCUUUGCUAUUCAGACCACAGGACAUACAGAUCAUUGUCACUCCGUUAAACCUUCUCAGAACUCAGAAUGUAAACAACCUUGCU